Molecule: messenger RNA, 1587 nt
Organism: Lichtheimia ornata
Lineage: Eukaryota; Fungi; Mucoromycota; Mucoromycetes; Mucorales; Lichtheimiaceae
Exons: 13
Coding region: 1-1587 (528 amino acids)
Cellular component (GO): Golgi apparatus
Source: RefSeq, a predicted model, not a curated record
AUGGCUGCUAGUCAACCAUCCUCCACUUCCAGCUCCCCCAUUCAGCCAAAGACUCAAAUCGUCAACAAGGAUGAUCCUCUCGGUGCUGAUGUUGAAGCCAACAGAUCGCGUGUCAAGUCGCCAACACGAAGUCCUUCACAACGUCGAACGGUAGCUGCUCAUGACCUGGAGAAAGCAAACUUUCAACUGAGUGAACAGGUCAAGGACCUCAAAUAUCAGCUCACCGACAAGGCAAAUGAAAUCAGCAGACUGCAAGAUAACAUGGCUGCACGCACUUCAGAACAUGAUGAGAAGAUGAAAAAGAUGAGAGAGAUCUUUGCACAGGCCACCAAGAACCUUGAUGGAUACAGAGCAUCGAUUGCAGCCAAGGAUGCGGAGCUUCAGCGUCUAAAGGAUGACAUUAGCCAAGCACAAGUUCGAGAACAAGAGCUUCGAGCCAAUACCGAAGCACAAGAUCGUGAUGCUGAAAAGCUUGGAUCAGAGCUGAAUAGCCAAAAGGCUUUGUACGGAUCGCAAAUCAAGCAACUGGAAACCAAAGUACGACAAUUGACAUCACAGCUACAAGAGACACGUACCGAUUACGAGCAGUACAAGAAGCGAGCAUCACAAUUGUUACAAAAGAAUGCUGGUAGCCAGGGUGAUUCUACACGCAUCAAUGAAUUGGAAACCACUGUACGACGGCUACAAAUGGAGAAAUCUGAAUUGGAGACCGAAAAGGCUGAAAGCUCGAGGAAAAUGGAACUUUUGGAACAUGACAUACAACGAGCAUUAGCCAGGAUACGUGAUCUUGAAGCUGACAAUGAAGCGCUCUCAAAAGUACGUGAGGACAAUGCCCACAAGCAAGCACAGAUUACUCGAUUGCAGGAGCAAAUGGCAUCGGAUAAGGAAGCCCAUGAAAAAGCAAUGAAAAGCAUACAGCAUACCCACAAUGAGACAAUGCAGCAGUUGCAGGAGCUUUUGGAUGCAAAGGAACAACGAAAGCCUUCAGACGACACCUCAUCACCUUCUCAAGUACCGAAUACGCGACAAGAGGAACAUGAAGAGAUGCAUCGCAUUACCGAACAGCUCUAUGAUGAGAAUGCGUCACUCCGGCAGCAGAUAAUGGAAAAGGAGAAUGAAUUGCAAGAUUGCAAGAGGAAGCUGCUUAGUUUGCCGACAUCAUCAUCAUCAUCAUCACAAGAACAGCCCCAGCCAUCUUCACAAAAUCAAUCAAGCCAUAAUAAGGAACCAGAUGAAACUGAUGGCGUCGACGUAUAUGCAUCCAUGAGCCAUUUAUUAUCGCCUUUGGUUGGAGGAUCAGAAAACAAGGUUGAUUUGGAGAAGAAGGUGCAACAUCUCAGUGUGAUGCUUCAUGAGAGCGAGGAUCGUGUAUCGGCAUUAAGGGCUCAAGAGAAGGUCUUGAAGGAUGAAAUAAGGAAAUUGGAUUCGUUUGAUCGAAGGCAAAAUUUGAGUAUCGAAUAUCUAAAGAACGUGCUCCUCAAGUUCAUGCAAACAGAAAACAAAGAGUUCAUGGUUCCAGUACUCGCCAAAUUACUGCUCCUUGAUGCAAAUGAAACAGAAACCUUACGACAAUCCGUCAUCCAUUAA